AUGCCGUUCCAGCCAUCUGCCCACGAUGGCGUUGCCCACCGCUUCUCGCCGGGUCUGCUGGCUUUUGAGCACAAACCCGCCAAUGCCUCCGCCACUACCACUAACGUGCUAAUCUGGGUCGGCGGUCUCGGUGAUGGUCUGCUCACCGUUCCAUACCCCACUACUAUCGCCUCCAAGCUCCCGCCUACCUGGUCUCUAGCCCAACCGCUCCUAAGCUCCUCCUACACCGGCUGGGGUACCUCAAGCCUCGUCCGCGAUGCCGACGAGCUCGCACUGUGCGUCAAGUACUUUCGGUCGCUCCGCGGGCCUGGCGCCAAAAUCGUGAUCAUGGGCCACAGCACGGGAUGCCAGGACGCGAUCGAGUACGUGGCGUCGCCCUCCAAGCCCUCCGCCGCUUCCUACAGAGCCCCCAUCGACGCCAUCAUUCUGCAGGCCCCUGCCAGCGACCGCCAGGCCAUGCUGCACUCGUUGGGGAAAGAUAAAUUCGAUGCGGCGAAUGCUGUGGCGCAGGCGUAUGUGGACGAAGGCCAUGGUGAGGACAUCUUGCCGUUCAGGGUCACGGAGAAGGACUUCAAGAAGACCCCGGUCUCGGCGCGGCGGUGGUUGGCGCUCGCGUCCCCGGAUAAGAAGGGCGCGGAUGACUUCUUCAGUGACGACCUGCCGGAUGAGGACUUGAAGAGGACGUUUGGAGCUGUGCCGAAAGGCUUGGGCGUGUGUGUGCUGUACUCCGGCAGCGACGAGUUCGUUCCCCCGAGCGUAGACAAAGAAGGUCUGGUGAAGCGGUGGAGUGGAUUUGUGAAAGAGGCAGGAGGCGUUUGGGAAGAGGAAUUUGGAGGCAUCGUGCCGCGUGCCAGUCACAACCUAAGGGGAGACGCGGAAGAGGUUGUAGGUGACCUGUGCAGAAGGGUUGUUGGGUUUUUAGGAAAGGUGGAGAAGGGUGAAGCGGCGCAUCUGUAA
Lasiodiplodia theobromae is the source of this 957-nucleotide messenger RNA. RefSeq names its product Siderophore biosynthesis lipase esterase. NCBI's taxonomy places the organism in Eukaryota, Fungi, Ascomycota, Dothideomycetes, Botryosphaeriales, Botryosphaeriaceae. The record is from RefSeq and is a predicted model, not a curated record. The coding region runs from base 1 to 957 and encodes 318 amino acids. The transcript has 2 exons.